Molecule: messenger RNA, 499 nt
Organism: Phytophthora nicotianae INRA-310
Lineage: Eukaryota; Oomycota; Peronosporomycetes; Peronosporales; Peronosporaceae
Exons: 1
Coding region: 60-473 (137 amino acids)
Source: RefSeq, a predicted model, not a curated record
GUCGUUUGAAUUUCAAUCAGGCGGGAAACGCACUUUUGAAUCCCUGCGCGGCAACAAACAUGGGGCGCUGGCUGACCAUCAAAGAUAAGCGUGCUCUCAUAGCGAAAGCGGGUGAGAAUCCUGGAAUGACGCACGCCGAACUUGCUGAGUGGUCGACCAAAACGUACAAUCUUGGUCGACCAUUAGCUAGAAGUACUGUGAGCGACAUCCUUCGGAAGGCGCCGCAAACCAUGAGCCCCGCACACGAGGACACCAGUAGGCGAAAGCUAGUCAAGGUGACGUCAAUACGACUUGAGAAGGCGCUUUGGGCGUGGAUUGCCCUGCAGGAAACGCGCAAUAUUGUACUCUCAAGAGAGCUAAUUGCGAUGAAGGCAAGAGUGAGCGAGGCAGCAGUGACGAGAAAGAAGAGCAGCGAAAGCUGCGACGUAGAUAUCCAUGAGGUCGUUGCUAAUACAUCAGCUAUGCGCAUUUGAAUGCAAAUCAAAAGAAAAACCUUUAC